GGGAGUGGCUUUGUGCUCAUCUGUGUGCGUCUUAGAUUUUAAGGGAAAGUCACUGGGAUCCUUUCCAUGGCAACAGAAGGAAGAGGUCUAGAUAAUCGGACUUCUGAAACCUUCAUUAGUGUUGAAUGGGCAGGGAUCCUGAUCAUGUUUGGUAGGCUAAUGGUAUGCUUGUGGGCACCCGCACCCUCGCUUUGCUUGUCUUGCCUCUCUGGGUGGCAGUGUGAGAGCAGGCAGGGCACUUACUAGGUCUCUGUAUCUCCCCGAUGAGAUUAGACACAAUAGUGGAUGUCCGUAAGAACAGAAACAUGCUGUUCAUUUGUACACACAGCAAGAUCCUCAGAGUUCUUCUGUGCAGUGUUGGAAAUCCUGUCUGCUUUAUGCAAUGUGGCCCAGAACGGUUAUGUAGUGAGGGAGUGCUGGCUGCUGGCCAGCCAUUGACUAGGAAAUCUUGGGUACCUGAGAGCUUAUCAGUUCUCUUUGCUUUGCAAAAGAAAAAAAAAAGUGAUGAAAAUGUUGGUAAACUGCCAUGAAGGUUUAAACCUGCUGGAACAAGGAGCCGUGUAAUCAGAUUGGAAAAUGGAGCUGGAAGGUCUCUGCAUGGAGAGGAGCCGUCUGUGGACCCCGUGAGCCGCUGUGCGAGUGCCUGAGCUGACCACUUUGUUAGCGAAUCAGCUUGUUUGCUGCUGCAGCAGGGUGGAAAAGACCAGAGCCUGUGAUGGCUUGAAGAUGCAGUGGACGCCAGAGCAUGCCCAGUGGCCAGAACAGCACUUUGACAUCACCUCAACCACUCGAUCUCCUGCCCACAAAGUUGAAGCCUACAGAGGUCAUUUGCAGCGCACCUACCAGUACGCCUGGGCGAAUGAUGACAUAUCUGCUCUGACUGCAUCCAACCUUCUGAAAAAAUAUGCAGAGAAGUAUUCCGGCAUUCUGGAAGGUCCUGUAGACCGACCUGUACUCAGUAGUUAUUCAGACACACCGUCAGGACUGGUGAACGGCCGGAAAAAUGAUAGCGAGCCCUGGCAGCCUUCCUUGAAUUCGGAAGCCGUUUAUCCCAUGAACUGUGUGCCAGAUGUCAUCACCGCCAGCAAAGCUGGUGUCAGUUCAGCCCUCCCUCCGGUGGACGUCUCUGCAAGCAUAGGGAGCUCCCCUGGGGUGGCCAGCAACCUGACGGAACCGAGUUACUCAAGUAGUACCUGUGGAAGUCACACAGUCCCAAGUCUUCACGCGGGGCUCCCCUCUCAGGAAUAUGCUCCAGGAUACAACGGAUCGUAUUUGCAUUCGACUUACAGCAGUCAGCCCACGCCCGCACUCCCUUCGCCUCACCCGUCGCCACUGCAUAGCUCUGGGCUCCUGCAGCCGCCGCCGCCCCCUCCUCCCCCACCAGCCCUGGUCCCAGGCUACAAUGGGACUUCCAAUCUCUCCAGUUACAGCUACCCCUCUGCCAGCUAUCCUCAGACUGCUGUGGGGUCUGGGUACAGCCCUGGUGGGGCGCCUCCUCCUCCUUCAGCAUACCUGCCUUCAGGAAUUCCUGCUCCCACCCCUCUGCCCCCCACGACCGUUCCUGGCUACACCUACCAGGGUCAUGGUUUGACACCCAUCGCGCCCUCUGCUCUGACCAACAGUUCUGCAAGUUCUCUCAAAAGGAAAGCUUUCUAUAUGGCAGGGCAAGGAGACAUGGACUCCAGUUACGGAAAUUACAGCUAUGGCCAACAGAGAUCCACACAGAGUCCUAUGUACCGAAUGCCUGACAACAGCGUUUCAAACUCGAAUCGGGGGAAUGGCUUUGACAGAAAUGCUGAAACAUCAUCCUUAGCAUUUAAGCCAACAAAGCAGCUGAUGUCCUCUGAGCAGCAAAGGAAAUUCAGCAGCCAGUCCAGUAGGGCUCUGACCCCUCCUUCCUACAGUACUGCUAAAAAUUCAUUGGGAUCAAGGUCCGGGGAAUCCUUUGGGAAGUACACGUCGCCAGUCAUGAGCGAGCAUGGGGAUGACCACAGGCAGCUCCUCGCUCAUCCAAUGCAAGGUCCGGGACUCCGUGCAGCUACCUCAUCCAACCACUCUGUGGACGAGCAACUGAAGAACACCGACACGCACCUCAUCGACUUGGUCACCAAUGAGAUCAUCACCCAAGGACCUCCUGUGGACUGGAGCGACAUAGCCGGUCUCGACCUAGUGAAGGCUGUCAUUAAGGAGGAGGUUUUGUGGCCAGUGUUGAGGUCAGAUGCGUUCAGUGGGCUGACGGCCUUGCCUCGGAGCAUCCUUCUCUUCGGACCGCGCGGAACAGGCAAAACACUAUUGGGCAGAUGCAUAGCCAGUCAGCUGGGGGCCACUUUUUUCAAAAUUGCCGGUUCUGGACUAGUUGCAAAGUGGCUAGGAGAAGCGGAGAAAAUUAUCCACGCCUCCUUCCUUGUGGCCAGGUGUCGCCAGCCCUCCGUGAUUUUUGUUAGUGACAUUGACAUGCUCCUUUCCUCUCAAGUGAGCGAGGAGCACAGUCCAGUCAGUCGGAUGAGAACGGAGUUCCUGAUGCAGCUGGACACUGUACUAACUUCGGCUGAGGACCAAAUCGUAGUAAUUUGUGCCACCAGUAAACCAGAAGAAAUAGAUGAAUCUCUUCGGAGGUACUUCAUGAAAAGACUGUUAAUCCCACUUCCUGACAGCACAGCGAGGCACCAGAUAAUAGUACAACUGCUCUCACAGCACAAUUACUGUCUCAAUGACAAGGAGUUUGCACUGCUCGUUCAGCGCACAGAAGGCUUUUCUGGACUAGACGUGGCUCAUUUGUGUCAGGAAGCUGCAGUGGGCCCUCUCCAUGCGAUGCCAGCUACAGACCUUUCAGCCAUUAUGCCCAGCCAGUUGAGGCCCGUUACAUAUCAAGACUUUGAAAAUGCUUUCUGCAAGAUACAGCCUAGCAUAUCUCAAAAAGAGCUUGAUAUGUAUGUUGAAUGGAACAAAAUGUUUGGUUGCAGUCAGUGAUAACAUCUUUAAAAAUAUUAAAAAAUAAAUUGUAAUGAAUGUUGGCACACACAAAUAAAACCCGCUACCUAGGGAAUAGAGCCCCUUUCCAGCAGUGUUUCAAUUGCAAAAGGGUACUGGGGGAAGACAACGAUUGUGUUGCGUCUUUAGAGUCAGGGUAGCUUUGGAGGAUACGUGCAUCAGAUGAGAGCCUCUGAUUCGCAAGCCCCCGAUGACAGAAAAGCUUAUCUCCGUGGAUGCUCAGAUCGGUUCAAGCUAGACCAUACUCAUCGAGAAGCAAGGCGCAAGUGUGUUGAUUUCAGAAGGACAUGAACCUCGUGUGUUGAUUCCAUUCUGCUGUUCUCGAGAUUUAGUUGCUGUCAAGUGCCUGGAGUGGUGCUUUAUUUUUUUGUUUGCCUCACAAUUACAUUGGUGGCAUGUGCUAAUAUAAAGAGCUUUAACUUCAAACAUUAUUGGGACUUAAAGAGAUGAACGGUUGUGUUACAACAGAGAACCAGAUUUUUGCCAUUUUAAGAGCAACAGUAUUCCUCAAUCCUGUCUGUUCUGCAGUGCUAAACUAAGAACAGGUAAAACAGGGUAACGGUAAUCUGGACCUUAAUUUCUGCAGUUCAUUUCUUUUAAUGUUCUUGUCUGCAAAAACUCAGGAAAGUGAUUGUGAUUUGUAUAGUACCUCAAAGGAAUGUGUUAAAAGCACUAUGUACUGCUGAGAGUAAUAGGAUAGGCUUCAAUGUUACUUUAUAUUAAAAUGUAUGUUUACCUCAACAAUUGGAGAAUAGCAAGGAAAAUUACUUUGAAUGUAUCCAGAAAAAAAAAAUACUGAAGUGUGGUACAACUGAAUAUUUACAAUUUAAAGUAGAAGUGGAAGGAUUUUUUUUAAGUUCUCUUACUAAUUAUGGGGAAUUAUUAACCAGAGCAGAACAAUUUACUGAAGAGUACUUAAUACAUUGCUCUCCUUGAUGAUUAAGUGAAAAUGUUCAUAAACGUUACACUGGUUGAUCGAAAGCUAUGUAUUCCGUUUGUGUUGGUGUUUAGAGCAGUCAGCCGCAGACAUGUUUAGGACCCUGAAAGUGACAGAACCUACUAACUGUAACUGCUUUUUACUGCCGUGGUGGAGGUGGUAGUGGUGGUGGAGAUGGUGGUAUUUUGGAAGCUCUCUCUUAAACUGCUGGGGAUGGUGUCAUUCUAUUCACUAAGAGUUUCUAGGCUUGCUGAGCUGUUUCACAGAAAGCAGAGGAUAGAACCAAAUCAAACACGCAAAUUAAUAAUAAUAAUACCAAUAAUAAUAAUAAUAAAGCAACCAACCAUAUGUAUCCGCAGAGACCCUCCCCCUGCCCUCCCCCUGCCCUCCCCCUUCCUCACCUUGACUUCCCCCUUCAUAGUGCACUUUUGCUUCUCAUCCUGAAACCCCGGCUGUAGUACGCCCAUGUUCAUUUCUACCUCAGUUUCUUUACAUUUCUUUUGGAAAGUCAAGUGAAAAAUUAGAUGUGGACAAGAUCACCACAAUGUAGCUUGCCAAAUGUGGGGGUGAUUUUUUUGCUUUGUUGUGCUCUGUUGUGUUUCCUUCCAUCUUUUGUCAUAAUCUAGUUUCCCAAGACACUAGUCUUUAUGUGUUCUUUCACCACUGAACACUUACCGCAUGGCAUAUGUGGCGUUUUCCUCACUCGUCCCACCUCUGCCCUUGCUUCCACCAGGUUGUUCUUUGUCUCCUGUAAUGCAUUAUGUGCAAGUUUUCAUUGAAAGCUGGCUGACAUUCACCAACGCCUCUCACUGUCGCAGUGCAGGACAGGGCUUCCCGUAGCCAUUGGCCGAAUCAGAACAGCCUAGCCUUUUGAAUGUAUUUUCCUGGUUUUUGUCCCUCUUUUUUUUUUCCUUUUCUUUUUUUUUUCCCUAUUUUUUUUUGUUUUGUUUUGUUUGAAUUUAGAGAUGCAGUAACUGUUGCAAAGCACUGGCAUUUUGUGUAUUCAAUGAGUGAUGUACAUUUUUAAAGUAAUUUUAAAUAAAUGCAAUGGCAGCCCCGUGAAA
This is a messenger RNA of Meriones unguiculatus (Mongolian gerbil), 4992 nucleotides long. RefSeq names its product fidgetin, microtubule severing factor (gene Fign). Gene Ontology annotation, molecular function: ATP binding; ATP hydrolysis activity; microtubule severing ATPase activity. The coding region runs from base 727 to 2970 and encodes 747 amino acids. NCBI's taxonomy places the organism in Eukaryota, Metazoa, Chordata, Mammalia, Rodentia, Muridae. The transcript is spliced from 2 exons. The record is from RefSeq and is a predicted model, not a curated record.